UCUUUGUCACAUUUGAUUUGCAUUUUAACUGUUGCACUUUACAAUACUUGCGUGUGUGUCCAGACUGCAGUUCCAUGUAUUCCUGCAGGAGUGUUCAGCUGCCCUCUAGUGGUCACUAUGCGUCCUGUUCCUGCUGACAUGCUGGAUGCAGCAGUAGAUGUUACUCGCCUCAACCUGCUUGCACAUGGACCUCCUGUACACAUAGGAGACCCAGCUCUCCUCGGAAUACAGGACCUGUCCAGACCACACUAUGGGGAGCAAGUACAGCUGCAGCCUGGCGAUGUCCCAGUGUUCUGGGCCUGUGGAGUGACCGCUAUAGAAGCAAUAAUCAGCAGCAAGCCUUCUUUGGCAUUCAGUCACUCACCAGGCUGUAUGUUCCUGACUGACAUCCCAGACUCGUCCCCUUCUUCUCCCACACCUCCACCCUCUGAGGGCUCAGCAGGCUCGCCCUCCACGGAUCACAAUCUUGAACUGAUUCCCUUCUGCUUUCUGGUAUCCCACAAUCCCUUGCUGUACAGUUUGGCAUCUCAGAGGGCCGUGGCAAAGAUCAGACAGCUGGAGACGAUUAUUGGAGAGGACCCAGGUCAACGAGGAAUCGGAGCUUUAUUUGUUCAGGAUGAACUUCUGCGCUCCUGUCUGGCACUCUCCCACGCAUUCUCUGUUGCCAUAACUACUGGCUUUCCAACACACUACAUGCACAGUCCCCCUGACGAGACUGACGGCCCCCCUGGAGCCAUUGCCAUGGCGACCAUGCUGCUGUCGCUAGGGAAGCGGGUGACAAUGGUGACGGACAGGAGAGCCUUGGAGAUGAACCGGGCCAUCAUUGAUGAAGCUGUGAGGACAGGUGUGCUGAAAACUGCAAUCCCAUUGGUCACAUUUGAAGACAGCGGCCCAGACUCUGCACUACACUUCCUGUGUCACCAUGGAGACCCCAGCAAGCCCAGGUACGACCACCUUGUGGCGAUAGAGCGCACUGGACGUGCUGAAGAUGGAAAUUACUACAACAUGAGAGGAGUAAACAUCAAACAUCUGGUGGAUCCCAUUGAUAACUUGUUUAUUGCUGCCAAGGAUAUACCAGGAAUAAUCACUACAGGAAUCGGUGAUGGUGGUAAUGAGUUGGGGAUGGGCAAACUGAAGGAAAAGGUGAAGACUCUGAUGUCCAAUGGGAGUCUCAUAGCCUGUGAUGUUCCUGCUGACUAUGCCAUCACUGCUGGGGUGUCUAACUGGGGAGGAUAUGCUGUGGUCUGUGGGCUCUAUCUGCUCCACACCUGCCCCUCCCACCAGCGAUACAGAAAGAAAGGACUGGGUUUGGAGAAUACAAUCCCCCAAGAACAGCUCCAGGACUGGACUGCUAACCUGCCAUCUGUGGACAAGGAGGAGUCCAUCCUUUCCACUCUGGUGCGUUUUGGGAUAAGAAGUGGGAAAACUGGUCAUCUGGCCAUGGAGGUGGAUGGUUUGACCUUUCACCCCACACACUCCGACAUCAUCACCAGACUCCUGGAAGUCACACUAGGCUGCACCACUCCAAACCUCUAAUUAACUUUUCCUGUUUAUUCUCAGCACUAUUUUUUUUUAAAGGCACAGAUCAAAAAGUGAAUUAUCUGUGUCUGUGAUUGAGUAUUAACAUCACCUUGAUACAAGUAGCCAUGUACGCUCAGAGACACACCUGAGCACGCAUACACACUCAUAUACAGACGCACAGGCUGUCAAUGUGCCAGAGGUGGCAUUCUGUUUCCUCUCUAUUCAGAUUGCCAUAAGGAAGUGAGAGAGAAAGGACUGAAUGAAAAAGAGAGGUGUGUGUGUGUGUGUGUGUGAGAGAGUGUGUGUGUGUGAUUUCGAUGCUGCCUUGGUUACCUUUCAGCCCUCUUCCUUGACUACAAAGCAAACUUCUCUCUCCCUCUGUCUGGCUCAGGCAUGAAGGAGUGAAUCAGAGCUCUGACACUAUUCUCAUGCUUUCAGAACAUUUUUAUCAGACAUACUUUGUAGGGGUGUAGUUGAUUCAUUGGCAGUAACUAGACGGUGGUGUGUGAAUAACUGCGAUGUUAUGGAUCUUUAGCACAGAUUUUCCAACUAUUAGAUGUUGUGUCACUUAAAUGGGCUGUGAUUUUUGAGUUUACCUUGUAAAAUGCAGCCGUUAGCAUGCAGACGGCUAACAUACUGCACUUGGCUGCUUUUCAAAGAGUUUCUUUUGUAUAUAGUCAGGAAACAUCUUAAAAAUAUUCGGCCUUAGCUUAGAUGCACUACUGAUGUGGAGGUCCUUUCGGAUGCAGCGAUAGAUGAACUGAACACGUCACAGAAUGCUGCACAACAAGUUGGAUCCAAACAUAAACUUCACAUGUGACCUUGAUCUUCAGAUGUAAAUAUCUGACAGCGGACUAUGCCUGCAAACGCAAAAGAGAGAAACACUUCAGAUGACUUUGGAAGCACACAAGUGUUUUGUCAUGUCCCUGUAACACUGUACCACUAUAUAUUUUGUGUUUUUGGACUAGUUUAUGGUACCCGAAUACAUCCAUUUACUGCAUUUCAAACAGUAAACACAUAUUUGCAAUUGCAUGCUUUUUUAAAUUUUAGAAAUGUGAUUUUAUGAAGGCGAAAACUACUCGUCCACUAAUUUUAUUGUUUUUAUUCAAAUGGUUUUAAAAUGUUAAAUCUUAUGAGAAAUUAUUUUAAAACCAGAGACACUGAACAACCCUUGUUUGGCAAUGUAUCAGUUGUUAAAAUCAAACGUUUACUCCCAAACGAAGCGAGUGCAGUAUCAGUCACACUCUGAUGAAUAUUAGUAAAAACUGUAAUAAACUUCAUUCCUACUUAGGGUUACAUUGAUGAUUUUAUAAAUAUUAAAUGCCGCUUAUUAUGCACCUUACCAAGUGAUUUACUUCUCAGCAACACUCCAGUGACUGUUUAUGUAGUCAGACAUUCAAUAAGUCUUGAACAUUGUUGUACAAUAUUGCUGUAAUUGAAGCUUUGAUUUAAAUGUUACUACCAGGAAAAUUUAAAUGUUACGUAUUGUAAUGUAAUUUAAAUAAUAAAAUAUGCCACUCAUCUGAAGUCUGUCUCAUAAAUGUUUAGUUUUUAUUCUUAUUUGCGCUACGGUGAUCUGUUGUGCACCUUUAUAGCAGUUGAGCAGGUUUUUGCCAAGUAGUACCUUUAUUAGUGUAUGAUCAAGCAGAGGCCCAUUUUAAUGCACAACUUUUUAGUAGAAAUAAACACAUUUACAGCCUGCUAAAAGAUAACCUUGGUCUCUAAAGCUAAUUUCCUCAUAGCUCAGGUGUGUUUGUGGUGUAAGUGCCUUUUGAAGGAUUCUUCAUGCAAAUAUUGGACCUAAAAUGCCUUGCUGUGAGGUAGUUGUACACCGUCCAAGAGGUCUGUGCUCCAGUUCUUUUGGAGAGUGAAAUUUAAGUUUUAUUUUAUUUGUUUGUUAGCACUAAUUAGCGGGUAUUGGUGUCUGUGCUCACCAUACAUGGCUUGUUAACUUAGCUCGCUGUACAAAGAGACACUCUCGGAGUCGGCUUUUGUACAGUAAGUACAUUACAAACAAGCCUGUUUUAAUAGCCAAAAUUUGUAUCCCAAUUAAUAUCCCAGUUAACGUGAAUUACAGAUGCACCUUUGUAAUAACCAAGCUAGCGUUGGCAUGACAAACUAAGUUACCAGCUAAUGCUACCUGGCCCCGUCGGUCCUCCCUCUUGUCAAACUCAAGGCUUCAAAUAGUCCACUAACCAAUAGGUGACAUCACAGUCACCUACAGUAUAUCAUCACUACGCCCACUUAUAAUCAGUCUAUGUGUAUGAUGGAAAUGACAAUACCUUUGUUUGUCUGAUAGGGAACUAGCUUUCUCAACAAGGCAAUGAUCAAUGAAGCGCAUCAGUGAACUAUGACCACAGGAUGUAUACAGUUCAUAUUAAAACAAUAUCUUAAAAGGUGCAAACUGUUGUCUGCAUGCAUAACAAAAUGGGACUCAAUAUUGAGCCUUGGGGCACUCCCUUAGUUUUGUUUAGUAACAUUGACAUAAUGCCACUUGUUAAACACUACACAUAACUUACAUGCUUCUUUCCAUUUCUGACUAAGCAAGACAUUUCUUUCCUUCAUGUCAUGGCAGUGCAAGUAGAAGAGUAACUACAAAUGCAAUAAUAUUUUUUCAAGAAAUUACAUUAAUUAUAGUCAGAAUGUGUGUGUGUGUGUGUCACAACCAGAGGGCACAAAGGGUUAUCCAGUUUGAAAAAAACUGAACUACCCUGUCCUUCCCAAUCAAUUCCCCUCGUCAUUGUCAACAUCCGAUCCUUUUCAGGGUUAGCACAAGAACUACAUCCGUGCAGUGUGUCUACAGUAAUAUCCUCAUUUUAUUUCCACCCUGCCUGGAGGGGCAAAUUGAUCUCCUGGUCAUAUAUGCUGCAGUUGCUGUUUCAUUUCUUGGCUGAAAUAGUGUUAAUAAUUUAGAUUGUGGCAUGUUCAGAUGGAUUCAGGUAGAGGGCAAAUCGUUGUGGAGAAAGAGAAAAACACAUUGGGUAAUAAGAUGGCAUGAACAGAAAGGCAAGACACGUCACUAUAUCAUUUUAAUACAGAAAACACUAGAAUUUGAAUACAUAAAGGUAUGUUGCUUUCUGUUAAGAUAGCUGCUUGUGCUGAACAUAUUGUUGUCAUUGUCAGCCUCACACAAAUGUACCAUCCUGCUCUUAUCUACGUUGGUGGAAUGUAUCAUAACUUUCAUUCUAAACUUAUUUAUUUUAAAAUAAAUGAGUAAAAAAAAUAUUGAAUUAAUAAAAAGCAUUCAAAAGGAAGUUUAGAGUAAUGUCAAGACUUGUAUAACAUAUUUCUGUGCCUAUCACAUUCUCUAAAUGUAAUAUUUCUCUUUUUUUUUGUCAGCUGAAAAUCCAAACACUUCCUAUCAUGAUGUUGCGCCGCUAGUGUGGAAGUAAUCUUUUGUUGAAGAAAACUUCACUCAGUUUCCAAAUGUGUGUAGCAUUUAGGGGGAUCUAUUGGCAGAAAUGGAAUAUAAUAUAAAUAAGUAUCUAAUCGUUGUGUUCCCGUUAUAUAAGAAUGAACAGUUUAUAUCUACAUAUGGACCCAGUUCUCUCUACAGAGCUGGGCGCCGUGUUUCUAGCCAAAAAAAGACAAACCAAACACACUGGCUCAAGAUGGGGCCAUUUGUGUUUUUGUGUCGGCCACAUGGUUCUCCUAUACACUUGGCACAUGGGAGCAGUUUCAGUUGGUUGCAAUCUGCAACCUCAUUGCUAGAUGCUGCCAAAUCCUACAUUCUGUACCUUUGAGUGGGUGAAGUAGGUGGGGAAGUGAGUGAAUGAUCUGGCGAGAAAGGCUGUGGAUCCAGAUGGCAUCAGCUCAAGGCUUCUCAAAACCUGUGCAGACCAACCGUGCAGGAUUGUUGAGCACAUCUUUAACCUGAAGCUGGGGAGAGUGGAAAGCAUCCUGCAUGGUGUCAGUGCCGAAGACCCCGCACUCGAAGGACGUCAACAGCCAGAGGCCGGUGGCACCUGAUGAAGACCCUGGAGAGGCUGGCCCUUGUCCAUCUUCACCCCCUUGUGAGUCCAAUAAACCUGGAAACUGGGUCGAUCAUGCUGUCAUCUACCUUCAAUGCCUUUCUCACCUGGAAAAGGCUUGAAGCCUUCAGGGAAAACAAAAGAGCCGGUGGUGUACUUCCGCAGGUGCAACCACUCUCAGGUGCACCAGUAAACAUCCAUGGAAUGGAUAUUGAGAUGGUGGGAUACGUAGGUCUUUUGGAGUGUAGGGAGCUCUCCUGAUGACCUUUUUCGACUCUGUGGCGGCAUCAGCCAUCUUUUUUGGCAUGGUCUGCUGGGGCAGCAGUAUCUCGACUGCCGACAGGAAGAGACUCACCAGACUAGUGAAGAAGGCCAGCUGUGAACACGUCCCACCCCAUGCAGAACACUCUGAAAGCACUGGGCAACUCCUUCAGUGACAGGCUGCUUCAGCCUGAAGGAGGUGUGAAGGAGAGAUACCAUCUGUGUUCUGACUAAGAGAUGCAUCUCAUACUGAAUGUAAAUGACUCUGUGCAGUAAUUGCAAGAAUAACAUUUUUUCCAGGUCCAGGUACUAACAUUUGUCAUUAAAGGAAUGUAUAAUGACGUUUUGUUUAAUUCACCUUGUAUUUGGGUGGAAGCAGAAAUCUCAGAGACAGAUUUGUGAAAAUAAAACUAACUAUCAGCAUGGUAGACACCAUCACAGCUUAUUGAGGUCUCAUAUUGCAAUUUCUGUGUCUCAAUGAGAAGAAAACAGCCAAUUACAAUGUGAUUUUAAGUCCUGCUCUAUGUUUAAUACAAACUGUAUCCUGCUCACAGAGUUUGGUAAAGUAGCAAGAAAACAAGCCUUAAAUGGAUACACUACCAGCCCUCCAUUCCUCUACGUUUCUCUUCUCUAUAGGUUUCUGACACUUGUGAUUUAUCCAAAGCAAAGAAAGAGCCACAGAGAGGGAGAAGCAGGAAAGACGCAGAUGUAAACAGCUGUGGUUGGUUUCCCAGACGGAGUUUGAAGAGCUGUUUUCUCAAAAACAUCCAAUUUGUCUCGUGACGUUAUUUCUUGACUGUGGGUGUACAACUGCAGUGACGGCAACUAAUCAGUUUCCGGUUGGAAGGCUAAAUGGCCUUGUGUGUAUACUUAGUGAUGUGUCAGAGGAACUGUAGUGAAAACAAAGCAGCCAUCUUUCAGACAUUUCAUUCAACCACUGUCUUUACAUGCAUAUUCUUACGCAGGCUCACAGGGGGCUGAUUGUACCUGGAGACACUGGGUGAUAGAUGUCACUUUGUAAAGAUCAUCUAUCCAUCACAACACCACGACACAGGCAGUGUGUGCUCCCAGUCUUGCCCUGCACAGUACUCGGUUUUUGCCCAACGGCUGUGGUUUCCACUCCAUUUAAAUUUAGCCCAAAAAACAGCAUGGUCCUCUUCUUCGAAUCAACAGCUUACACAAGAAGUUAAAUCACGUACCAUGUAGAACAAUAGCACAGCAAAGGAUGACUGACACACAUUUUUUUCAGAAGGUUGGAUCCUUAAAUUAUUGUCAAGUUUUACAGACGGAAACCUGGCUUCAUGCUUAGUUUACCCCUUUUUUGUAGACUUUGCAGGUCACUGGCAAGGGUGGAGGGCUAGGAUCUGUUUAAGUCCACCUUCCACUGUCAGGAGACUUCAUCUAAAACGUACUCCAGCUUUGAGUGGUAGCUACUUGAGACAAACUCUCAUUGUCCUGUGCCGUGCACCAAAGUUCAAUAAGGAUUUUAUACAGGACUUUGUGGUGGGAAUUUUGUUUUAUGAACGACUACAGUCCCUUUUUCUAAUGUUACAACUUGUAACAUUAGAACAAGGGACACACCACCUGCUUGUGAUUAACCCAAUAACUAUGUCACAGUUUUCUACUGUUUUAGAAAAAUGAUGGCUGUUGUGAUCUCGGUGCUGAGCUUGCCGCCCUUUUUGACCGCUAUGUGAAAACGUCCUUAAAUUGUUGAGCAACAAGAUUUCUGCUCUUGGGUUUUUACCCAUUUCCUUCGCCCCAGACCAUUCUAUUUCUCCUCUAUAUCAUAGUUGACCUGGCCUUUUGCUGCACGAUUCUGUAUGGUUCUUUCCGGAGCCAGUUUAGCCACAGACAGUUUGUCUGCCUUUGAUAGAGGAUGAGCUUGCAGCCACACCCAAGCUUUUUCUUUAAACUCGAACUCCAGUUUGGUCUUUUCAUAAUUUCUUUUCUAUCUCAUCCAUGCACAACCCACCCACAAAUUCUUGCAUUUCUCUAUGCUGAGCAAUUUUUGGACAUGAUAUAGAGUCCGGUGGGGGCUGUCUUGGCAACAACAUAGCUUCUUGCAAAGGUCUGGACAAGUUUAGCUCAGCCAGAGUCACUCCGGUGAACUGGGAAAACUGGAAUUCAGGUAAGUGUUUAUCCCAUUGCUUGUGAUUAUUUCCCACAUCAUCGUCAUAAUUGAUUGUGGAUGAUAGGCUGUGGUCUUUGUGCUUUACGUGCCAUUCAUUGCAGGUUUCCUUGUAGAUGUUUGCAACAAAUUGCGGCCUUGGUCUGAGAGGAUGUAGUCAGGAACAUUGAGUGACUGUGGUACCACCUAGCCAUUCCGAAGAAUAACUACAGAUAUUCCUCAACUGCCUUGGUCUUCUCAGGGUCCACUUGAACACCAGCAUUAGCAUGUGCUCAAGGAACCUGAAAGGUUGCUGGAGCAUUUUUGAGACCAAAAGGCUUGACCUUAAAUUAGUACAGGCCCAUAGCACAGACCAAGGCUGUAUUUUCCCUGCUUUCAACAUCCAUGUCGACCACAUGGCUCAACACAGAGAGUCCAGGAAUUCUUGUAUUGUUGGGAGUGGAUAUAUGCAUCAUCCACUGUCACAAACUUUAACUUCCUGAAAACAGAUCCUUCGAAUUUGAUAAAAUUUGUUGUCAAAACUAGUUUGACUAGUUAGGUUAAAACUCUUAACUGGAACUAAGUUAUUCAAGCUUUUAUUACCUCUCGGUUAGACAACUAUAAUUCUUUGUAUGUGGGUCGUCUCUUCAUCGUCUGCAGUUAGUAUGAAUUGCACAUAUUAUAUUGGCCUCCCACCGGCUUCCUGUCCGUUUCAUGAUUAACUGAGGAUUGACACCAAUUCAACUCCAGUUAGCUCAUCUCGGGCCGUCAGAGUGUUAAGUGUAGAUUUGUGUUAUGUACACAACUGCUCUGUAACGAUGAGUAUUAAUGUGAU
Molecule: messenger RNA, 8695 nt
Organism: Anarrhichthys ocellatus (wolf-eel)
Lineage: Eukaryota; Metazoa; Chordata; Actinopteri; Perciformes; Anarhichadidae
Gene: dglucy
Product: D-glutamate cyclase
Exons: 10
Biological process (GO): glutamate metabolic process
Molecular function (GO): D-glutamate cyclase activity
Source: RefSeq, a predicted model, not a curated record